Molecule: messenger RNA, 135 nt
Organism: Racocetra fulgida
Lineage: Eukaryota; Fungi; Glomeromycota; Glomeromycetes; Diversisporales; Gigasporaceae
Source: the annotation of a GenBank genome assembly
CUGCUUACAUAGAGGAAAAGGUAAUGCAGCCCUCAAAUGUGCUAUAGCCUUGGAAAUUCAAAUGGAAGAUAUUACUAAAUGGAAUAACUCCCAAAAUAAAAAUCAACCUCGUGUUAAUACCAAUGCGAUUGAGGA